UGUAUAUCAAAGCAAGGCUAUAGAAGAGUUGUCAGACAUAAAACAAAAUCAAACAUGGCUAAAGCACAUAUAUGUCUUUGUUUCAUCAUCUUUUUAUACCUUUCUCGGGAAGGGAGUUUCGCGAGCAUCAACAACACAGAGAGCCAGGGGUCUUGGUGUGUGGCAAAACCAGCUGUGGAGAAUGAAAAACUUUUUGAAAACAUAUAUUUGGCAUGUGCUAUAAUCGAUUGUGCAAUUAUAUAUGGAGGUCCAUGUUAUCUUCCUGAUGAUCUCCAUAAUCGUGCUUCUGUCGCCAUGAAUCUUUAUUAUCAAACUCAAGGAAGACACUUUUAUGAUUGUGAUUUUGAAGGCUCUGCUAUCAUUGCCGUAACUGAUCCUAGCUAUGGGGAUUGCAAAUAUGAAGUUCGCUAGUGAGGUAUAUGAAUCCUCAUCCUUGUUGUUUUUUUUUUUGAAUUUUUAAAUAGCCUCAUCCUUGUUACCAAAAGAAAAAGAAAAAAAAGAGAACUCCAGUUCUCGAAUUUCAUAUAUGAAAACUAAAGUUGAUAUGGUUCGAUUUUG
Molecule: messenger RNA, 558 nt
Organism: Thlaspi arvense
Lineage: Eukaryota; Viridiplantae; Streptophyta; Magnoliopsida; Brassicales; Brassicaceae
Source: the annotation of a GenBank genome assembly